GAUUCAUUACUAGUGGCUGCAAGCUUGCACAAAAUUAUCACAAAUGGGUUUCGUAUAAAUAGGAUAUUUCACAAAUUUCAAAUCACUAGCGUUGAAACAUCAGAUCGCAUCCAAGAUGUGGUCGGGCUUGAUAUGUUGCCUCUUCGGUAAGUGUUUUUUUCUAUGUUACUCUCUUUUCCAUUUCAUUAUUUCAUUUGGAACCAUGACAAACCAAAACUAUAAUUCGAAAAAGUUUGGGCAAAAUAAUUUUGAAAUAUGCAGGGUGCUUUUGGUUGAUUCACUUUUGAUUUAAUUUUUUCAGUAUGCUUACUUAGAGUUAUUCAUUUUUCAAACGAUUGAUAAAUGCAUUCAAUUUUUAAACGUUUGUAAACUGUCUGGUUGAUGCAUAAUCUUGGCCACAGCAUACUCUAUUGUUUCAAGAGCGUUUUAAGCUCAAAAUCUUUAGAACUAGUCUAUUUCCGGUACUUAAAGUUACGUUAGAAUUGUUCAACAUUUUCAAAAAAAGAAACUGACAAGUUUUAAUACACAACAACGAGCUUAAUAUGUGCUGCUUUCCUAUUCGUUUCUAUCACGAAAAGAUCACUAUCAGUACUCUGCUUCAGAAAUAAACGAACGACGUUUAAAUCAUUUCCUGUAAAAAACCGAAAUCAACACCAAUGGAACAUUCAUUGAAGCAUAUGCUUUUUUUGAAAAUAAUUGUCACUCAUUCCUGUGGGCUUUUAUGAUAAAGCUAUAUUUUUCCAAAUUCAUUCAUGUUCAAAUGUACUUUUCGUGCUGUUUCUGAACACAUAUUCUGCGUUAAGAAUACUACCGUUUAUCGAGCCAGUCUAUAUCAUACUAUAUACAGUGACUUUCAAAAAAACCAUUGCUAUUUACUUUUUUUUCGGGUCAAGUCAAAAGCAAGCUGAAAUUCGGGGCAAUGAAAUUGAAAAUUUCAAGCUGGUGACUGGGUGCUAUUUCUUAAGUCGAAUGGGGGAAUAUCAAAUCGCCAUUUUUGGAAAUGGAGAGCUGCGGGGCUUGCUUUGGCGACGUUACCCGGAUCCGAUAAUGUUGAGUACAAGUACAUCGUACGCGGACGAACUUUCGCAUCUCUACAUGAAGUUUCUGACUCAUACUCUGGAAUACUCUACAAGGCUAAACUACGCAUCCAACCUAAAUCCGACAACAAAUGGAUGGGCCUGAUCGAAAGUCCCAAAUUCAGCCAGGUUCACACCAGGUAAAGUUUUUUACUGUCUUUAAUCUGCAUCAUUUUGAAAAUAUGGAAACUCUGAUCAUCAAUUCGUAAGCAUAGGAAAUUAAUUUCGAGGUCACUAGUAAUGUUUUGGGCUUUUGUUGAACUCUUUGAGUAUCAGCUUGGAUGUAACAACUUUAACAAAAUCGAACAAAUAUCAGCUAGAGUUAGGCUCCACAAAAAGUUUAUUUUUGAGUCAUUAUGUACCGGGUGCAAUAAUUAGCAAUAUUGAGUUAGCUGUCCCUAGUUCAAUUUUUCCCAUGAACAUUAUUAUGCGAUGUUUCAUAUGGCAUGCUGUCAAAAUUCAAUUUUUUUUCAGAAGUUACUAGAGAAAACCUGAUUUCUAGUAGCGUUCUUUAUAAGAACUGUUUUUGUAUCCUACUUGCAUUUGAAAGAAUAGCUCCUUAACCAGUGUUUUUAAAAUUCCUUUAUGCUUAAUUCAAACGCAGGUUGUUCGAGGGAUGGCGUACCUUCAUUCCUGAUGGAGAGGUGUCCUGGAAACCGAUCGAAUUCUCCCUGAAGCCUUUCGAGAUCAUCCUUUCAAACGGAGUCAUUACUGACCUCGUCAUCGACAAGGAGGUAUCCAACUGGGAGUCUAACAUGAUCAAGGGUAUCAUGAGUCAGUUCCAACUCGAUCUGAAAGGAUCGAGGAGGAUUGACAGCGAACUGGAUGGCAGUGAAGGCGGCUUACCUUCUGUAUUCAAAACCAUGGAAGAAACGGUCACAGGUAUGUAUUCGUCCAGACUGUUCCAAAUUACAUUGCCAAAAACCUUAAUAGCUUGGCAGGUGUACCAAACGCAUAAGGUGCCAUAUAUCGUAAUGAGGGACUGGCGAUGCCAAGAGAGGAGCUGUUAUCUUCCUUAUGGGAGCGGAACCAAUUACUAUGCCCAAUGGGCGACAAAUGAAACCUAAUCAACUAUUGGCACUCCCUUGCAACUCAAAAAAGUUCCUCUCUCUUUUCCUCUAAUGCGUAAAAGUAUUAAUUUGUCUUAUUCCUAUUCCUUCUACUUACGGCGGCUCUCAUUCCAGGUAACACCGAGACCAUGUACGAAAUCAACGAGCUGCCUGAGUACCUGCUCCAAGAUGAAGAGUUCGACUACCUGAAGGAUCGUCAAGGUGGUGUACUGGAAGUUGUCAAGCACAAGAACUACAGCAACUACGUAGAACUCCCAUCCUACGCCUUUGGUUUCGGGGAUCUGGAGUACGAAAUCCCAGCCAGCAACAGAAUGGGGGCCUUCUUCGUAAGGAGCUCGUUUACCCGCGCUAUUCUCAGCGGCAAUAUGGACAAGAACACCGUUCAGAACAGCUUCACUGUCAACAAGAUCGUUGCCAACCCUACGUUAUCUGACCAGCAGAAAGGUACCUUUACAUCUUUACAACAAUACAUAUGACUAUUGAAACCACAUUUCUCCAUUCUGAGGCUUCUGUGACACAUAUGGAUCUAUUGCAGUUCCCUAUUUAUACUCUGUAAAGAACUAUGAUCCUUCAUUCAGACUCUUAACAUAUAGCAUAACAAUUUAAAAUCAUAAAAUCUUCGAAGUGACUUGAGAGAUGCACUGAAAUUCCUUCGUGCACUUUGCAGAAUCAGCACGCAGAACCGUAUACGAAUUUAAGAGCCUCAUACGCCAGUUCAUAUGACAAUGUCCUAUUAGAACCCAUCGAUAACCCUUCAUUCCGCUAUUCUAGAUAUUUUUCUUGGCUAAAUUUUUCAUGUACUACUGCGUCCGUCUUGCCAGAUAAAAACUCUUCCAUGCAACCUGCGGAUUUGAUGAAAUGUAUCUGAAUCUUUAGUUUGUUCCAUAGGUAUGGUAGUGAGCACAAUGAAUGUCACACUGGAAUCCUUCGGAGCACCAAAGGACAGUAUUCAGGACGUACAAAACCCUGUCCAUGUGGGCAACCUUGUAUACUCCUACGAAAGUCCUUACUCUAAAAGCAGCCUAGUGCAUCAGAAAUCUCCCUACCAGCACCGCCAGCAAUUUGACAUCGACCUCGAAAGACGCCUGAGGGCUUCUAACAUGGGCAAGGAUAAGCGUGUGACCAAGGACAAGGAAAUGAGAAAGCGUCUUCGCCGCUCGAUCGAACAGCUCGGAGGUUCUUUGAUGGAAGAAGGCGACUUCAGCCAAUCCGAAGAGAACUACCUAAACAGGAAACCCGAAUUGAACCAGGCCCCUGAAAGCCCAAUGUUGCCUUACACGAUGGCCUUUAAAGGACUUUCCGUCAAGAAAGGAGUCGAUGUUGUGAAAACCGUUCAGAAGAUCGCAAUGGAAAUUGGCAGUGACUUGCAGAACCCACCUAAAGUUGCCAAUGAGAACACUUUGAACAAAUUUACCAUCUUGACCUCUCUCAUCAGGGUCAUGUCAGAAGAGGAAUUGACACAGGCUGCCACAAGGUUGUUUACCCAAUCAGUAGGGGAUGAAAGGAGCUAUGCCUGGCAGGCGUUCAGAGAUGCUGUUGCCGAAAGUGGUACCGGACCUGCUUUGUUGACCAUCCAGAAUUGGAUUUUGACCAAGAAGGUCGGAUCUACCGAAGGCAGUCAAAUCAUCUAUGCCAUGUUGCAAUCCGUACGUCAACCCACAGAAGACUACAUGCGCAGCUCUUUCGAAUUCAUCAAGAAACCUGAAAUUCUGGGACAAUGGCCUUUGAAUGACACUGCUUUACUGAGCUACACCGACCUCGUUCGCAGGGUAUACAUCAACAAGCGCAACUCUGAAAAGGAAUUCCCCGUAAGAAGCUUCGGUCACUUCCGUACCGAGAAAGGAAAGACCUUCGUCGCUGAAGAGGUGAUUCCACACUUGAGCCAAAAGCUCCAGGAGGCCAUCUCUAAUGCUGACACCUACCAGAUCCAUACCUACAUCAGAUCUAUUGGAAACAUUGGCCAUCCUCUGAUCUUCAGAGCCUACGAGCCCUACUUGGAAGGCAAGAAACAGGUGUCACAGUUCCAGCGUCUGCUGAUGAUCAUGUCCAUGGACAAAGUAAGCUUUAUGUUCUAGUAUUUGUUAAAAAGAUACUAAGAUAUUUUGAGAUCACCACAGUUAGGCAAUUCUGAUAGGCUGGAUCAUCUGCCACCACAAACUACUGAAGCAUUCUCAUUGUUUUAGGUUGCUGAACUGUACCCUACAGAAACAAGGUCCGUUCUCUUCAAGAUCUACCAGAACAUCGGCGAGACCCAAGAAAUCAGAGUUGCAGCUGUCUACAGACUGAUGUACACUCGUCCUCCAGUUGAUAUGCUCCAGUUGAUGGCAUCAUACACCAACGUCGAUAAACAUGAACAUGUCAAUGCUGCUGUCAAGGCCAUCAUCCUAGAAGCUGCCCAACUAGAAGGAUCUGCUCCUCACCACUUCGAAAUUCGCCGUGCUGCUCAAGCAGCUGUGCCACUCUUAACCACUGCUGAAUAUGGUCAACAACAUGGAGGUGCCUUCCUGCGUCACUAUUUCUACCACCAUUUGAACGUGAUGUAUUCUGAAGAAUACUCCACCUUUGGAGCAGAGGAGUCUUUCCAAGCUCAUGGAUACAAGUACUCCUUAAACGCAAACCUGAACGGUCUCUACCGCAAGGUGUUCUCUGUACAGAAGAUGGUCUCCAACCUCCAAGAACUCUUCCACGUUGGAAUGAUGCAAACUGACAGUUACCAAAAGCAACAGGAGAGACAGAAGCAGGCAUCUGAAGAACAAAUGAAGAACCCAUGGUCAAGCAUCCGCAUUGCCCGUCUGAUGAAGAUAAGCAAUGAAGAACGCGAACAACUAGAAGGCAACCUGCUUCUGCAAUUUGAACAGUUGUACCAAACUCUGCCAUUCGACAACAUGACUAUCGAAAACAUCCCACAAGUUGUCAAGGAAUGGGAAGAAGAACUGAAAGCAGGAAAGAAAAUUGACUACGUCAAAUUCGUGAACAGCAGGGAUCUGGCUCUGUCCUUCCCUACUGAAAUGGGUUUCCCAUUCUUAUAUACCUAUGACACCCCAAUUGUCAUCAAACUAGAAGGUGACCUUAAAUUCGAAUCUCAACCCCAACUGUCCAAGGACGGCAAACUCUACACACCCGACACAUUGUCUCUAAUCUCAGAAAUGGCCUUCACAUACGGCUCAAAGACACAAGGAAGACUAUCUUUCUACACUCCUUUCGAUCACCAACAGUAUUUCGCUGGAUUUGACAAACACAUGCACAUUCACGUACCUCUCCACGGAAAGUUGCAAUAUGACGUGAAGAAUAUGCAAGUCAAGGCUGAGAUCAUCCCUAAAGAAGUCCACCAAGGAGCUUACUUAUUCCACUACAGCACUUGGCCUUACACUUCGUAUGUGGACAUCAUGUCUUUCAAGCCUUUGGCGCAUCAACCAUCUACUCACAUUAUCAAGCGCCACAGCAUCAAAAACUGGGAACAGACCUUUGGAAAGAGGCAGACUGGUUUGGCCUUCCAUCUCAAAGUAGAACAUGAAAGGGAAUUCAUCACCUCUCACCACCUGUUCGACUUGAUGAAAGAAGGUAUGUUCAAGAGAGAAGUAAACUGGAACCAACUGUACACAAUCUACCGUGGAAUACAACUAUCAGGAAGCUUGUCCAACUUAUUAUCCGAUGUAUGGAGCAACGGUGCCAUCCAGUACAGCCGUAUCGAUGUCAGCUACUUGCCUGAAGAAUCAACUGUCAGCAAGUACGUCGUACAUAUUGGACAUCAACAUCGCUACCACAAGGAAGGGCCUGUUUCUGAAAACUCCGCAAACGCUGACCUUACCACGCAGGUGAUGCUUGGAUCUGGAUCUCCCCUGGAACGUCAACAGAAGGUCAUGGAUAGAGUAUCUCAAGGAAUCAAGAGUGUGAAGGCUAUGGUUAUGGAAAUGUCCGUGGAAUUCCAAGGUGACAUCACUAGGAAAUACUUGCUCAUCGGAGGUUUGGGUAAGAGCAACGUUGACCCCAUCUCCAGACUAUUCCUCCACUAUCACAAGAGUGCAGACAGUGCUGAAUUCAAACCGUACGAGCUCACAUUGGAAGGCAGGAACGAUAUUCCCAACACCAAUGCGCUGGACCUGCUGUACACCAUGAAAGCAGAACCCAAAGUAGACAGCCAUAUGACCCUCCGAUUUGGUUCACCUCACCAAGCCAUGUCAAAAAUCGAUGGCUUCUUCGAGUUCCGUAGGAGCGAGGAAAGGAAACAGUACUUGAAACAUCUGCCCAACUACCUGCAAUGCAUUAACGACAUGGGUAAAGGUAACAAGCAAUCUCAGACCUGCGUCAACAUCACAAUGGAAGCCAACCUCUUGGACCGUGUCAAGGUGAAACUAUCUUACGACAACCUGAAGCCUGACAUUAUUGACACCCUCCGCGCCUUUUUUGAAGCCGCUCGAGUCAACUACUUCUUCAAUGUAGAAACACAAAGAGGUCAAUCUUCAGGGGGAGUCUCUGGACAAGAGAACCGCAUCAGCAUCCAAGGCCGUUUCGACCCUGACUUGAAAUUCUUGAACGUUUCCGUAAGGGAACAUGAUAGAGAAACCACAUUCACGAACUUCAGAAUUGGACAGUACCUUAAGGAAAUCAUGGUGCUCCACCCUGUGUUCCAUCUCAAAUCUCGCGUGAUGUCCAAAGCUAUGGGUCUCGACCUGUACAGGCCAACCUGCGUUGUAGACCGCAGAAAUACCUUCACCUUCAACAACUUCUCGUACCCCAUGGACCUCCAGAGCCGUUGGACCGUAAUGUUCCAAUACGUUCCCAAAGAUGCUCGCCAUGGCGAUCGCCAGCAACCUGUCCAGGAAACCUUAAUGUACUCUCCUGAAAACUACGCUAUCUUGGUUCGUGCUGGCCAAGACAAGAACAACAAAGAGGUUCUGAUGACAAUCAGCUCUCCAGAAACCGAGUAUAGGGUCACCGAGAUCAAACUGUUACCUUAUGGAGGCGACCAAGAUGGUGUGAAGGCUAAGGUUUACUUCGAUGGCCAAGAGAUCCAAGUCAGCGACAAGCAGAGCUUUGACAUCCAUGGAGACCACAUCCAAAUCUACUCUCUGCCAAACGGUGAAGUCAAGGUUGAAGUUAAAGGACGCUACUACAUCAUCUAUGAUGGUCAAACCAUAAGGCUCAACCCCUUGAGCGACAUGUUCAGAGAUUCCGUCCGUGGUUUGUGCGGACAGUUCAAUGAUGAAAGAGCUGAAGAAUUGAUGACGGCACCCAACUGCAUUGCUAGAGAUCCACUGAAGUUUGUCAAGAGCUUCGAGGCUGAAGGACAAGAAGGAGAACAGAUGAGGAACCUCCUCUCUCAGAGCACACACGAAUGCGUUGAACUUCGUACACCCUACAGAUAUGGUGAUGUCAUCUCAGACCUCAGCGCAUGGAGGAAGAGAGGUAGCAUGUAUAGUGAGUCCAGGCCAUAUCCCCUAGGUCAAUGCAGCAGCUUCCAGACCAGAUACAUCGAGCAAGACAGCCAGAUCUGUUUCACAACCCGCGCCAUGCCCGUCUGCAGCAGUGGAUGUGUGGCUCAUGGCUCAAUGACCAAAGAGGUGCCAGUUCACUGUAUCACCAAGAGCAAUGUUGCUCAAUUGUGGAAGAGCCAGAUCGACAAAGGCGCUAGCCCUGACUUCAGCCACAAGAAGCCCACAAAGACUGUUUCGAUCGAUCUGCCACAGAGCUGCACAUAUUAAGACGACUGCUAUGACAUUAUGACUAUUUAUUUAGUUUGUAGGACGAACAUUAAAAAAUGUACAAAAAAAUUCUCAAGGAGAAUAAAGGAUAUUAAUUUGUAUUUUUGAUAGUUUUACUC
This is a messenger RNA of Acanthoscelides obtectus, 7967 nucleotides long. Lineage: Eukaryota; Metazoa; Arthropoda; Insecta; Coleoptera; Chrysomelidae. The record is from the annotation of a GenBank genome assembly.